UCAUUGAGCAAGAAGGGUUUCUCUUCCCAGUCCGGCGACGAUGAUGCUGGUUCUCAUCUUCCAACAGUGCCUGAAAAUCCUCACCCUGCCCAUCUACGUGCUUGCCUAUUUUGGCUUGUGGGAUCCUAUUUGUAAAAAAACUUUCCCACUUUUCAUGAGCAAGAUGAGCAAAACCUACAAUGAAAAAAUGCGCAAGGAAAAGGAGACGCUGUUCAAGAACCUGCAGGACUUCGCGGACUCCUCGGGAAAGCUCCGCCUGCUCGAGAUUGGCGUGGGCAGCGGCACCAACUUUCAGUUUUAUCCCCCCGACUCUCGCGUCACCUGCGUGGACUACAAUCCCAACUUUCAAAAGUUCCUCCUGGAGAGCAUGGCCCAGAACACGCACCUCCAGUUCGAGAAUUUUGUGGUCGCCUCCGCCGAGGACAUGUCUUCGGUGCCGGACAACUCUGUGGACGCGGUGGUUUGCACGCUGCUGUUUUGCUCUGUGAACAACCCGCAGGCUGCCUUGAAGGAGGUUCUGCGAGUGCUCAGACCGGGUGGUGCAUUCUAUUUCAUGGAACAUGUAGCAGCUGACAGAUCAACCUGGACCUACUUCUGGCAACAAGUCUGUGACCCUACUUGGAGAUAUCUGGGAGAUGGGUGCUCGGUGUUAAGAGAGACCUGGAAAGAUUUGGAGAACGCGGGUUUUUCUAAACUGAACUUGCAACACAUCAUAGGCCCGUUGUUCCUAAGUAUAGUUUGUCCCCAUAUUUAUGGAUACGCUGUGAAGUAACUUAAAAGAAAGCAUCUUUCUCUUAACGUCAGAUUUCUGACUUUAAGGAAUUAACAGUGACAAUGCAUACGCUGCAAUAAGAAAAGUGUUUCCUUAUUCUAUACAAUUGAGUGGAGGAGAAAGGCUCCUAAAAGUUCAGGCUGCACUAAACCUAAAUGGUACCUUGGAUCAGGUUUGGAAGGAGGACAAAUAAAUGUUAAAAUUAAUAUAAAAUAAUAUUAAUAUAAAAUAAUUAAUAUAAAUAUAUAAAAGAAAAACAAUCCUACUAUCAAAAGACCAUGUGGGGGGUGAAAAAAGCACCCCGCCAUUUUGCUGUGGUAUCACUCAGCCCACCAUGUCAGCUUCCCAGGAAGGAAAGCUAGAGGAAGCCUGUUUUUGAGUAUGACUCGCAACCUGUGUGGAGUUCUCUAAGAACAAGCUGGUAAUGGACAAAGCUCUAACUCUUAAGCACAAGCGGAGCAGGGAAUUUUGCUUAAAUAAUACUAUAGGCAGAAGCCUUUGUUGGCCUUUGUGAGAGGCCUACCCAGAAAGAUUUUUCUCAGCUAUUUACCCCCUGUAGUUGUAGAGCAAGUCAAACUCUGCAUAUAUUGGCAUGGGAUAAUGUAUCAAAGCUUGCUAACUGCUGAAUUGUGUAUUUCCUUAUUUUACUUACCAUACUUUUCAUUUUCAAUUAAAAAAAGGGGCUUGGAUUUUUGGUGGGGUGUUUUUGUUUGUUUUUUGUUCUCUGGUGAACCUUGUCUCGUGACUUUUUCUGAAUAUGAUAAAUGCAAAUAUCAGGUGGUCUGGUUCUGAGGUAUAUUGUGGGUUGUGUAACUGACCUAUGGAAUAAUCACUUUUAAAUGGGGACUGAGGAGAGACGUGUUGUUAAACCUUAAGCUGAUACUACCACGUUUAUAGAAACAUUUUGGGAAAACAAUUUGGCACGUUUAUUUAGUGCCACCCCUUCCUAUUUCUAUUAUUUACAAAAGGUCCCAGGUUUGUGGCCAACUAAUGGAUAGUGGUGCACCACAUCUCUGGGAGAUUCCAGAUUUCCAAAACCAUAGCUUUAUAUGCUCUCAGCCUAGUGCUUUUUUCAUUUUUAAAAUGUAUUAUAGUAAAAGACUUAUAUAGAACAAAGUGAAGUGUUUAGAAGUAAAAAAGGAAGGAUGGACAUAAAACACGAUGUUUAAAAAAUGUACAGAAUAUUACAGGAAAAAUGGGACUUGCAAUCCAGAUCUGAAGUUCCAAUAGGGCCUCUGUGGCUCAGACUGGUAAGACAGUCUGUUAUUAACACAGCUGCCUGCAAUUACUGCAGGUUCUAGUCCCACCAGGCCCAAGGUUGACUCAGCCUUCCAUCCUUUAUAAGGUAGGUAAAAUGAGGACCCAGAUUGUUGGGGCCAAUAAGUUGACUUUGUAUAUAAAUAUACAAAUAGGAUGAAGACUAUUGCUAACAUAGCGUAAGCCGCCCUGAGUCUUCGGAGAAGGGCGGGAUAUAAAUGCAAAAAAAAAAAAAGAUGGCCACACACUGCAGUCACAUGACCACAAUCAGGCGCUUGACAACACAGCUGCAUUUACUCCUUGUUCUUGGGUGUCCCAUCUUCUAGGAUUAAACCUUUCUGGCAGAUCAAACAAUAAGCCUUUUGAACUCUUAGCCAUGCUAGUUAUGUGAGAUAUUAUAAUACUAUUAGUCCUACCACUAGAAAGCUGAACUAUUAUUUUAAUUCAGGAGCACUAUCCAGGUAAUCCUUGAUUUAUGAGUGGUUACUUAGCAAUUACCAUGGAUCCACCUGCGGGCUACUUAUGACCCGUGGUGGGAUUCAGCCAAUUCGCACCACUUCGGGAGAACCGGUUGUUAACUUUCUGAGCAGUUUGGCGAACUGGUUGUUGGAAGAAAUCGUUAGGGCAGAGAACCGGUUGUUAAAUUACUUGAAUCCCACCACUGUUUAUGACCUACUGUAGAUUAGAAGUUAUGACAGUCCCAUUGCAUCCGUGGUCAAAAGACCGAACUUUGGUUGCUCGGCUCAGCAACCAGACCAAAUCUCUGGCUGUGGGUAGUUCCCUGAGUCAUGUGACCUCAUUUUACAACAGUUUUAACAAAAGCCAGCAUUUACUUCAGGUUUUCAGAUGAAGUAUUAAU
Ahaetulla prasina is the source of this 2888-nucleotide messenger RNA. It is a transcript of the gene TMT1A, whose product is annotated as thiol methyltransferase 1A. Gene Ontology annotation, molecular function: S-adenosylmethionine-dependent methyltransferase activity. The transcript is spliced from 2 exons. The coding region runs from base 41 to 772 and encodes 243 amino acids. NCBI's taxonomy places the organism in Eukaryota, Metazoa, Chordata, Lepidosauria, Squamata, Colubridae. The record is from RefSeq and is a predicted model, not a curated record.